AUUCUGGUUCUUGUUCCAUGUGAAUUUCAGGAGGGUUAUAUCAUUAUAUCAACAUUUCUUUGAAUAGAAAAUGGACGGUGAUCUGAAAAAUCACGAGAUUUCUCAUUCACAUAUUGAUGAUGAUGAAUGCAAGACAGAGAUGGGGCUUGGCAACUAUGGCUGCUCGCAUUAUCGGAGGAGGUGCAAGAUCAUAGCACCUUGUUGCAAUGAAGUAUUUGAUUGCAGGCACUGUCACAAUGAAGCAAAGAAUUUGAUAGAUGUUGAUACACUUGAACGCCAUGAUAUCCCACGUCAUGAAGUAAAAAGGGUCAUCUGCUCAUUGUGUAAUACGGAACAAGAUGCUCAACAAAUAUGUAUUUCUUGUGGCGUUUGCUUGGGGAAGUACUAUUGCUCAAAAUGCAAAUUCUUCGAUGAUGAUGUUUCAAAGAAUCAGUAUCACUGCGAUAAAUGUGGAAUCUGCAGAACUGGUGGUGAAGAAAACUUUUUUCACUGUGAUAGAUGUGAGUGUUGCUACUCAAACUUGUUGAAAGAGUCACACUUAUGCAUAGAGAAAGCCAUGCAUCACAACUGCCCCAUUUGCUUCGAGUAUAUAUUUGAUACAACCAAAGACAUAACGGUCCUCCCCUGUGGCCACACAAUUCAUCUCGACUGUGUUAAAGAGAUGGAAACUCGUUUCCAGUAUGCUUGCCCAGUUUGCUUGAAAUCGUACUGUGACAUGACCCGCGUCUGGGAAAAGCUUGAUGAAGAGGUUGCUUUGACACCUAUGCCUCAAAUCUACCAAAAUAAAAUGGUGUGGAUCCUUUGCAAUGACUGUGGAGAAACAAGUGAGGUGAACUAUCACAUUGUGGCUCACAAAUGCUUGAACUGCAAGUCUUACAACACGAGUCAGACGAGAGGAGGCCACGCGUCCUGCUCGUCUGGAGUAUCCGAGAUGCUCGGAUGAUCAGCCUUCCCGUCUAUCGAUUGCAACCAACACGUUGUUGGUAGCUUGCAUUGCAGCUGGAAGAUCCAUUUAAUUUGUUCCUUCAUUCCUUGAUCAUUCCUUAUCUAAUCAUUCUACUUUGAUGCAUAAUUUCCAUGUACUACUUUUACUUAUUCUCAUCUAAUCAAUACAAGAGUUUACAUCU
This is a messenger RNA of Salvia hispanica, 1127 nucleotides long. Lineage: Eukaryota; Viridiplantae; Streptophyta; Magnoliopsida; Lamiales; Lamiaceae. The record is from RefSeq and is a predicted model, not a curated record.